Molecule: messenger RNA, 3257 nt
Organism: Schizosaccharomyces octosporus yFS286
Lineage: Eukaryota; Fungi; Ascomycota; Schizosaccharomycetes; Schizosaccharomycetales; Schizosaccharomycetaceae
Product: gamma tubulin complex subunit Mod21
Exons: 2
Coding region: 325-2382 (685 amino acids)
Source: RefSeq, a predicted model, not a curated record
CACUUUCUUAUUUUGAAACUUAUUCCUUCUAUAGCUUUUCUCCUAUUAGUAAGCCCUUUUAAGCUUUUAGUAGUAGUUUUCGCAUUUUUUCACAUGAACGCUUUUCCGUAUAUUGAACUCCAAAUAUCGACCCUGCAAGCUUUGAAGAGUGGUUUGUCUACCACGCAUGAGUCGACUGUAAAAAUUGGUUGUUAAAUUCAAUAGUAACCAAUUGAUCUAUAAUUUAUACAAUAUACUUCAAAUAAUUCUCAUGAUAUCGAAAGGAAAGUAAUCAAUUGGUGGUAUUUAUUUAAGCGUGAAGCAAAUUCUAUGGUAUAGGAGUUGAUGGUUACCAAGAAGAAUAUUGACACUUUGGAAUCUCUUUGGAAAAACUUAAAAAGGACAAGUAAUGCACCUGAUCAAAAAUGGCUCAAGAGAUGCCAAGAAAUCAUUCAUAGUACGCCGAGUCGUACUUUGGUGUUUAGUGAAGUGAUGGAAAGACUUUAUAGGGUUUCUGAGAAGAUGUCCAUCCUGGGUCGUGAGGAUUUGGAAGUGCCUCUCGUCAACGCAUGUAAAAAUCUCGAACGAAACACUAUUAGCCUGAAGGAAGAAUUUUUAUAUUCUCAAUUCUUAACGGUGUUACUAGAACUUUCAAGAAAUCCUCUGGAAAUACCCAACUCAGAACCCACAAAUGAGGGGGAAGACUUGCAUGCCGAAACUGAGUCGCGUCUAUUAAAUGAAGAAUUAUCUUCACUUGGUGGAGAUCAUUGGGAAGAACCAGAUUGGAUGGAAAUAACCAGUGAAGAAGAAGAGUUGGAUGAUUCAACGAUUGGCGAUACUCACUGCUCUACGCCAGCUAGAGAUGAAGGCCAAAAGAUAGACAAUACUUACGCAGAUGAUCCUUAUGCAAGGAAUCUACAAUCCUUAAAUCACCCUUCUAUACCCUAUGACAGAAAAGAAGCCAUUGCAAGUUUUAGAAGGGUGAAGCCAUUCAUGUUUUUCGACGGGAGUAGUGAUUUAGAGGGAAAGAAUAUCUCCGAAAGAUGGUUUAUGAAGGACGUUAUUUAUAUGCUACACGGCCUCCCUAGUUCUUUCUUUCAAAUUUGCGAUGAUGGAACCAUAGAGGUCAGACAUCAGAUACUACCUAAAGUGAAUUCACUUACUCAGAAAUCAGUGUACAGUGUCCUAGAUGUUUUUGCAAGCCAUGGCUCUUGUUUAACCAAUUAUCGAAAUCUUCUAAAAGAUUUAGCAGAAGCGAAUGUAGGUCAUGUGAAUUUACAUCAGCCCUCUGAAAUUGUAAGAAAAGAGAUUAUUUUGCCCUAUCUAAAGGAGCCUUUGGAAACUUGUUUAGCAGAGUUGCAAAAGCGUUUGCAUGGGUUGGAGUAUGAAAUAUACUGUGUUUCAACUAAGUCGACUUUAUUUCAAGCGUAUAUGGAUUUAUCCCCUAUUAUUUUUUGUUUGAAAAACUACUUAGAGAUUAUAAACGCUUCAACUACCGUUUGGGAUGUUAUGGAAAAGCUUGACGUUUUGAAGCAACAGAAACAUGAGACGGAUGCAUAUAAUUACUUAUUUAAAUCUUCAUGCGUGGCCGUUUUUCGAUGGUUAUAUCAAUUUGCAAAUCGUCUGCACGUUGAGAAAGUUCCCCGAUAUAUGAAGCAAAUUAUUUCGUUGAUGAAGCAGCCGGAUUUUGAGAAAGAUUACGAGAAUUUUUUAAAACAUAUAGAGAGUUCUUUCAUAUAUGAAAAUGCUUUGUCUUUUGCAGAAGUAUUAGUGCAAUUAGAAAUAUGUUUUCAGACAAAAAAAUUAAAUAUCUCAUUUUGGGGAAUUGAAAACAAAAGCUCACAAAAGAAUGCUCCCCUUUUAGGGCUAAGUUCUUUGAUUCAUAACCUUGAAUCUGCUAAGUGUUCGCUACUUCUUAAACAAAAAAAACCGCAAUGGAAAGUAGCAUAUGGUCAUUAUGUGUUGAUACAGACAUGUCUAAACUAUAUUAUAUCUUUGCAUAAUGAGAUGCAAACAUUGCUCGUCGAUGCAAUUAAUGUGAAUACUAACUCGAGCUUUUUUAAGAAAGAAAUAAUGCCGGUCCGUGAUAAUAUAGAUAUUGAUGGAACUGUAGAACAAUUUCUUCAGGAUGUAUUUACCGAAGAUGUACUGGAGAUUUUACAAAUCGAAGAAUCAACUUGUAAAAAAGACGUGUUUGCAAGUGUUAUGGAAAGAAGGUUCUCGACGAAAUCAGGCUCAGUGUUUCAGUCGAACGAGGUGGGCCAAGAAACAGAUGAGCUAUGUAAUAUUUUUGUAAAACUAUCAAGGCUUCUAUUACAUCCAGAUCGACCAGUUGACCCUGCUGCUUAUUGUUGCAGAAGGCGUUUUUCAGAAUUACUUUUACUGAUAAUCCCUGAAGUUUGAAAGCAGAAUUUUGUAUGGAAAGAGGAUUUGAACUACUAUUCACUUAAAUUUCAUAACAAUCUUAUUGGGAAAAAUUGAAAUGAACGAUAACUAGUGUAUUUAUGGUCUCAUGGUCUAGCUUUAUUAGUAGAAUCGUAAGAAGUAGACUGAGCAUGGAAGACAAGAACAUUACUUUAUUCAUAAAUCCAACCUUCAAUGGCACGGUCGUAUUGUUGAAUUUCGGCAGGUUGGAACCAAAGGCUGAUUUCAUGCUUUGCACUAUCAACGGAAUCUGAGCCAUGGCAGACAUUUCUUCCAAGAUCAAUACCAUAGUCACCACGAAUGGUUCCGGGAGCAGAGGCCAAAGGAUUAGUUGCACCAAGCAUAGCACGACCAGUCUUGACUACAUCUUUACCUUCCCAGACCAUGGCACAAACAGGACCGGAUCCCAUGAAUCCGACGAGCUUUUCGAAAAAAGGUUUUCCUUUGUGUUCUUCAUAAUGCUUCUCAAGGAGAGUACGAUCAGGGACAAGCAAUUUGAUAGCACGAAGCUUGUAUCCUCGACGUUCAAAUCUGGUAAUAAUAGGACCAAUAAGUCCACGUUGAACAGCGUCGGGUUUAAUAGCAAUGAAAGUUUGUUCUUGGCUCAUUUUAUGAAUGAAACUGACCGUUAAUUAAAAGAGGGUGUGGUUGGUAGAUGGAUAAAUCUGGGAUUCAUUGUUCUUUUGAGUUCCCUCACAAGAACAUUCGGAUGCGUCACGAGUGUUGGAUUGUAAAUAAACAAAUAAACAAAUGUUAUAUGGAUGAAAUGAAAAUAAUAUAUAAUAAUAUAGUAAGAAGUUUACCUAUAGAAAGAAGGUAAAAAAGAAAAAAAAAAUAAAAUAAAAUCAUUGCCA